AUGACCGUGUCUCCUGUUGAGCACUUGACUUAUAGUACAGGUCCGCGUGGUUCUCGUCGUCUUCGACGUGCUGCAGCUGGGCUGUUGAACCAUCAAUUUCAUUCACGUUCCACAAUCACCUAUGAUAACGUAAUCGUUACUCCAGGAUGUGCUAGUGCUAUCGAUGCAAUCGCAUUUUCUAUCUGUGAUGAAGGCGAGGGGAUCCUGAUUCCUCAGCCUUUGUACAAUGGUUUCAAUUUCGAUCUUUUGAACAGGAGUAAUGUCCAAGUCGUCGGCGUCAAGUAUGAGAGCGUUGAAGGGUAUACUGGAAUUAAUGAUCUUUUUCAGCCAGAAGUCAAUAAGGCUGCCUUGAAGGCUGCUCUUUCACGGGCGAGGCAGGAUGGUAUUACGAUCCGCGCACUUCUUGUUUCCAAUCCUCAUAAUCCACUUGGGAGAUGCUAUCCUCCCGAAACCUUGAAAGAAUUUGCUUCUUUCUGUGGUGAGAACGAUUUGCACUUCAUUUCUGACGAGAUAUAUGCCUUCUCUGUAUUCUCGAACCCUGCAAUUCCAGCGGCAACUUCGUUCACUUCUGUUCUAAGUUUGGACUUGGACAAUCUCAUCGACCCAACUCGCAUGCAUGUCCUAUAUGGCGCGAGCAAAGACUUCUGUGCCAAUGGAUUACGGAUGGGAUUUGUCUGCUCAAAAAACGAGGGUAUUAUGGGAUCGAUGUCUAGUAUCGGAAUAUUUUCCUGGUCGCCGCAUAUCCUACAGGAUGCUUGGGCUGCUAUGUUGGAAGACCAGCAGUGGUUGGACAGAUUUAUGACGCAAAAAAAGGCUCUCAUGCUAGAUAGAUACCAGACGAUUACCGGCUUUCUCUCUCAGCACGGUAUUCCUUAUUUUGAUAUGAAUGCAGGGCUCUUCCUCUGGGUCGACCUUCGGCACUUACUUGUGUCGAAAUCGUCAAUUCGGCAUUCAGACUAUGCUUCAUUGAAAACCACGUCCCUAGGUGCCCAUUCCAACCUCGAACUCGAGCAGAAUAUAGCAGAUAUUUGCAUAAAAAACGGGGUCAUGAUCGCCCCUGGUCACGUAUAUAAGGCAGAAGAAUAUGGUUGGUUUCGAAUCACGUUCACCGUGGGACAGGAUGCAUUGGAAGAAGGACUGAAGCGUUUUUUGAAAUCUGUUGAAGAGAUGGAAGAGAAGUGGGGAGUGGAAAAAGAGGUCAUCGCGCAAUGA
This is a messenger RNA of Penicillium waksmanii, 1212 nucleotides long. RefSeq lists its product as uncharacterized. The record is from RefSeq and is a predicted model, not a curated record. Gene Ontology annotation, molecular function: pyridoxal phosphate binding; transaminase activity. NCBI's taxonomy places the organism in Eukaryota, Fungi, Ascomycota, Eurotiomycetes, Eurotiales, Aspergillaceae. The transcript has 5 exons. Gene Ontology annotation, biological process: amino acid metabolic process; biosynthetic process. Bases 1 to 1212 code for a protein of 403 amino acids.